UUCUCUCAUUCCCUUGACGGCUCCAGUCGCGCCAAGUUGCUCAACACGCUGCGGUUGAGUUCUUCUACAGUCCCAUGACUCUUUCAACGACUCCUGUUGUAACUUCAUUCAGGAUUUGAUUGUUUUUUAGAACGUUUAAAGGCAACUUUUCCAUCAUUGAAAAGUACCGUCGCAGAUCCAGGAACCUUGGAAAUGUGGAUGUUGUGAUCGAAGGAAUGGCGGUCUGUUAGGAAUGUUCAUAACUUUAAUAUUAGAUAGGGGGCUUUUUUUGAGUAACAUCAACCUGGAUUUGAAAACGGGACUAAAACAAAAGAUGCUGUGUUGUUUGUUUGUUGCUGCUUGUGUUGGGCUGAUUUCGGGUAGUCUAACGAGCUGUGAUGAAGUGCGCAAAGUUUUUCAGCUGCGGCAGAUUGGACCAGUGAAAUCACUGCCCGAGAGACCGAGAGAAGGUUCGGACCUCCAGGUGUGCCAGUCCAGGAACCUGACAUGCUGUUCUAAGAAGAUGGAGGAGAGGUAUCAGGUGGCGGCCCGGCGGGAUGUUCAGAACCUCCUCCAGACCUCCUCCGCCAGCCUCAAGUUCCUCAUCUCCAGGAACGUAGCAGCCUUCCAAGAAAGCUUUGAGUCUCUGAUAAAGGCAUCAGAGAACCACACCAACCUGGUCCUCCAGGCGUCGUACCGCAACAUGGCUGGGGAGGCGUCAGGUCUGGUGAGAGAGUUGUUCACUGACGUCGGCCUCUUCCUCCUUGGCUCCGAACUCAACGUUGAUGACAUCACCAGCCGCUUCUUCGACGCUCUCUUCCCAUUGGUUUACCACCACCUCAUCAACCCCAGCCUCAGCCGCGUCACCCCCGGUUACGCCGAGUGCGUCCGCUCCGCCCGCCGCGAUUUGUCCCCGUUCGGCGCCGCUCCGGGAGUCCUAGCCAAUCAGAUCGGGAGGUCGGGGGUCGGGGGUCGUGUGCUGUUACAGGCGUUGCACCUCGGCGUGGAGGUGAUCAACACCACGGAUCAUCUGGUGUUCAGCAGGGAGUGUCGUAGAGCUCUGCUCAGGAUGCAGUACUGUCCCCACUGCCACGGACUCACCCUGUCUAAACCCUGCAUGGGCUACUGUCUCAACGUGAUGCGUGGCUGUCUGGCUAGCAUGGCUGAGGUGGACCCCCAUUGGAGAGAAUUCGUGAGGUCGUUAGAGGGGCUGUCGGCACGCAUGCACGGAUCUCAGGACCUGGAGCAAGUGCUGCUGGGAGUUCAUGCCGUCGUCCACGACGCCGUCGCACAUGCUCAGAGGAACGGGCAACACCUCUCGGCACAGGUGUAUAAAGUAUGUGGUCGUCCCAGUAGACAGCCUGCCCAGUCAGUCAGCGGUCAGCAGGACGGAGAGUCCAUCCCUCUCAAAGCCUUCAUCGGAGAAACAGGAAACAGCCUGGCUACCAGGAGGAAAGAGUUCCUGAACAGUCUGCGUUUGUACCGUACCUUCUACGGUGGCCUGGCGGACCAGCUGUGUGUGAACCAGCUGGCCUCCGCCGAUGGACUGGCCUGCUGGAACGGAGCCGACGUUGUCAAGAGGUACGUGACCCCCCCCGCGCAAAGGAGAAACUACGAGCCCGUCACCGUUCCCAUCAAGCAUCUCUUUCUGUUUGUCUCCUCCUCCUCUGUUCCCCUGGGGGAGCUGUCCUCCUCCUCUGUUCCCCUGGGGGAGCUGUCCUCCUCCUCCGUCCCCCAGGGGGAGCUGUCCUCCUCCUCUGUUCCCCUGGGGGAGCUGUCCUCCGUUCCCCUGGGGGAGCUGUCCUCCGUUCCCCUGGGGGAGCUGUCCUCCGUUCCCCUGGGGGAGCUGUCCUCCUCCUCUGUUCCCCUGGGGGAGCUGUCCUCCUCCUCUGUUCCCCUGGGGGAGCUGUCCUCCUCCUCCGUCCCCCAGGGGGAGCUGUCCUCCUCCUCUGUUCCCCCAGGGGGAGCUGUCCUCCUCCUCUGUUCCCCCAGGGGGAGCUGUCCUCCUCCUCUGUUCCCCUGGGGGAGCUGUCCUCCGUUCCCCUGGGGGAGCUGUCCUCCUCCUCUGUUCCCCUGGGGGAGCUGUCCUCCUCCUCUGUUCCCCUGGGGGAGCUGUCCUCCUCCUCCGUCCCCCAGGGGGAGCUGUCCUCCUCCUCUGUUCCCCAGGGGAGCUGUCCUCCUCCUCUGUUCCCCUGGGGAGCUGUCCUCCGUUCCCCUGGGGGAGCUGUCCUCCUCCUCCGUUCCCCUGGGGGAGCUGUCCUCCUCCUCCGUUCCCCUGGGGGAGCUGUCCUCCUCCUCUGUUCCCCUGGGGGAGCUGUCCUCCGUUCCCCUGGGGGAGCUGUCCUCCGUUCCCCUGGGGGAGCUGUCCUCCGUUCCCCUGGGGGAGCUGUCCUCCUCCUCUGUUCCCCUGGGGGAGCUGUCCUCCGUUCCCCUGGGGGAGCUGUCCUCCUCCUCCGUUCCCCUGGGGGAGCUGUCCUCCUCCUCCGUUCCCCUGGGGGAGCUGUCCUCCUCCUCCGUUCCCCUGGGGGAGCUGUCCUCCUCCUCCUCCGUUCCCCUGGGGGAGCUGUCCUCCUUCUCCUCCUCCUCCUCCGUCCCCCAGGGGGAGCUGUCCUCCUUCUCCUCCUCCUCCUCCGUUCCCCUGGGGGAGCUGUCCUCCUCCUCCGUUCCCCUGGGGGAGCUGUCCCCCUCCUCCGUUCCCCUAGGGGACCUGUCCUCCUUCUCCUCCUCCUCCUCCGUCCCCCAGGGGGAGCUGUCCUUCAGACACUAUUCAAAUCCCCAGCAGAGUCAACAGUGUUUGAUUCAAAUCCCCAGCAGAGUCAACAGUGUUUGA
Messenger RNA from Oncorhynchus nerka (sockeye salmon), 2809 nucleotides. RefSeq names its product glypican-3. Gene Ontology annotation, biological process: positive regulation of canonical Wnt signaling pathway; cell migration; regulation of protein localization to membrane. The transcript has 6 exons. Bases 233 to 2809 code for a protein of 858 amino acids. The record is from RefSeq and is a predicted model, not a curated record. Lineage: Eukaryota; Metazoa; Chordata; Actinopteri; Salmoniformes; Salmonidae. Gene Ontology annotation, cellular component: plasma membrane; extracellular region; cell surface.